AUGUUCACCGAAGAACUGGAAGAAUACGAGAGUAAAGGUGCAACUAGAAAAUCAUUGCUCUCACUCGACGCUUACAUCGAUGGUAAUGGUAUCCUACGCGUUGGUGGUCGACUGCAAAACACGUUACUCCCGUACAACCAGCAGCAUCCGAUCAUCUUGAAACCUAACUACUAUUUUUCGGAGCUUGUGAUGCGAGAUGCUCACAACAAAACUCUACCCGGAGGAAACCAACAGUCUACCCAAUUAUGGCAACUCAUCGGAAGCCUUCCAGAACCACAGGUAAGAAUCUCCAGACCAUUCACACACACCGGAAUAGAUUAUGCUGGACCUAUAGAAAUAAAAGCAUUGAAAGCUAUUCAUCUGGAAACAGUUUCAGAUAUGACAGCACAAUCUUUUUUGGAAGCUUUCCGUGGCUUCACAGCCCGUCGAGGUCUUUGUGCUCAAAUAUAUAGCGACUGUGUCACAAAUUUUGUUGGAGCAAAUUAG
Eupeodes corollae is the source of this 486-nucleotide messenger RNA. RefSeq lists its product as uncharacterized. The record is from RefSeq and is a predicted model, not a curated record. The coding region runs from base 1 to 486 and encodes 161 amino acids. Gene Ontology annotation, molecular function: nucleic acid binding. NCBI's taxonomy places the organism in Eukaryota, Metazoa, Arthropoda, Insecta, Diptera, Syrphidae. The transcript has 3 exons.